UGGUUUUUUGCAAAAAAGAAAAGCUAUUUUCCCAUUUUAAUGGAAAUCUAAUUUACUUAUAUUUUGCCGAUAAAUUAUUUGAUAUUGAUUUAAAAACGUCUGCAUUUGGCAUUUAAUUAAUAUCCAGGCUGGCUUUGUGAUAUUUGGUGCGUGACUGCUUUGCAUACGGCCUGGAACGCGGCCGCCAUUUUUGAGCUGUGCGUUUUAGUAGCCAUAGGCUACGUCAGAGUGCCAAAUUACUGAUGGCGCAGGAGGCGGACAUAAUGAUUAAUUAUCACGACGGAUUCGAAAAAUUAGACCGGAAAAACAGCCGUUAUCCUUAUUGUAUCGUUUGGACACCUAUUCCAAUACUGUCGUGGUUGCUCCCCUUCAUUGGUCACAUGGGGAUCUGUACUUCUGCAGGCGUGAUAAGAGACUUCGCUGGAUCGUACUUAGUGUCUGAAGAUAAUAUGGCCUUUGGAAGACCAACAAAGUACUGGAAGCUUGAUGUUGAUAAGGUGUGUGGCACUGGCUCAGCUGCCUGGGACAAAGCGGUGCACGAUGCAUCGGAGGAGUACAAAUGCAGGCCGCACAACCUCUGCUGUGAUAACUGCCACUCCCACGUGGCCCGGGCCCUCAACCUCAUGCGCUACGACAACAGAACGUCCUGGAACAUGGUCAACCUAUGCCUGCAGACUCUUAUCCAUGGCAGGCAUGUCAGCUGUGUGUCAUUCCUCAAGACCUGGCUGCCCUUCCUCAUGCUGACUGGAGCCCUCGUCACCUUCAUCCUAACACUCAACCUGCACUGACCACACAAGGGAGGGGGCGAUGGAGGAGGGGAGAGAUAAUACAAGGGAUUUUCCUGCUCAGUUGUAAUCAUGAAAGUGAAUGAAGAAGAGGAAUGUUCCGAUGGGACACUUCUUUGUGCAGUACUAAUAUCCACACUCUCCGACAUCCAUCAGAAAGGUGUCUCAUGAGGGCAGUUAUGGCCAGCUGUUCUGGCUUGUUUUGAAGUACCUUUUACUCGAUAACAGAAAGGAAUGUCGUAUAAAUGAAUGUUUGGCUUGGGAUAGUCAUAACCAUAAAUAUAGAACUGAUAUAGCGUCUGCUAAAUGACAAUAAUUGGAACGGAAAUAUAUCGUCUAUGGUCAUAAAUUCAUACUGGUCUCUUACUGAACCCCAUUUAACCAGUAUAAUAACAGCUCAACAUCAUUUUACUUUGUAAUUGUUUACUGUAUUUUAUCAGACAGUAUUUGUUCAUGCAAUACUGUAAGUUCUCUGAAGCAACAUGCUCAGGAAUGUUAAUAUACUGUACAGUAGUACAUAAUCAUGACCAAGCAUUUGAUAGAAUUACAGUAAUUAUGGGCAAUAGGCUAUACCAUAUAGGCUAGUAAAGUUAAAACAAAUUGUAUUUGUCAUGCUUCGUAAACAACAGGUGUAGACUAACAGUGAAAUGCUUCCCAUCAAUGCAGAGAAAAAUCAAAUAUAUACAUAAUAGAAAGGUAAUAAUAAAUACACAGUAACGCUAACCUUUCUAUAUAUACAUGGGGUAGCAGUACAGAGUCGAUGUGCAGGGGUACGAGGUAAUUGAGGUAGAUAUGUACAUAUAACUAGGAAUAAAGUGACUAGGCAACAGGCUAGAUAAUAAACAGUUGUAGCAGCAUAUGUGAUGAGGCAAAAAGGGUCAAUGCAGAUAGUUAACCAAAUAACUACCCAGACUAUUUAGCUAAACUAUUAAACAGUCUUAUGGCUUGGGGGCAGAAGCUGUUCAGGGUCCUGUUGGUUCCAGACUUAAUGCAGCGGUCCUACCGCUUGCCUUAUGGUAGCAGAGAGAACAGUCUAUGACUUGGAUGGCUGGGGUCUUUAACUGCCUGUUAUUGAGGGCGGCACGUAGCCUCGAGGUUAGAGCGUUGGGUUUCGAAUACCGGAUCCACAAGGUGAAAAACAAACACACUUGUGUGUAGCAGGACAAAUAUAUGCACCGCCCAAAUUAUGUGUUAUUUAUUGGAACAAAUAUAAAUAAAUGUACAUAUUAUGCA
This is a messenger RNA of Oncorhynchus mykiss (rainbow trout), 2018 nucleotides long. RefSeq names its product transmembrane protein 222. The record is from RefSeq and is a predicted model, not a curated record. NCBI's taxonomy places the organism in Eukaryota, Metazoa, Chordata, Actinopteri, Salmoniformes, Salmonidae.